Messenger RNA from Chenopodium quinoa (quinoa), 3047 nucleotides. Its product is annotated as protein NLP6-like. Lineage: Eukaryota; Viridiplantae; Streptophyta; Magnoliopsida; Caryophyllales; Amaranthaceae. The record is from RefSeq and is a predicted model, not a curated record. The transcript is spliced from 8 exons. The coding region runs from base 795 to 2666 and encodes 623 amino acids. Gene Ontology annotation, molecular function: DNA-binding transcription factor activity.
UGUUAUGUAUUUGUAAAUCAAUAACAUUGAUUAAAAUAUUCUAAAAACACAUAAUAGAGAGAGAAAAGAAGAGAGAGAUAAGAAGAGAAAGGUAUAUAGGUGGACUCCACAUAUUUUUUUUGUCAGAUUGUCUCACGUGAUGGGGACCACAUGCUGAUUGUUCCACUGAAAACUUAUGUAGUACUAUUGAAUCUUCAGUGGUAUUAUUUAUGCAUAAAUUUAGUACAACUGAAUGCAUAUAUAAUCAUAUAUAGUUUCAUCGUAUGUUCAAUGGUAUUAUUUGAUCAUCCAAUAAUAUCAUGAUAUGUAUGCGUUUGUACAUAUGUGCAAUUACAUGAAUGUCCUUUGUUAUGCAUUUCUACAUUGGUAACAUUCCUCCUUUUAAGAUCCCUCAUAAACUCAAUAAAGGCCAUCAGAUCCACAACCCAAAAUGACUACUUUUAGGACACUGAUUACGGUUUAAUUACUACACAUUAGAAAAGAUAUAGAAUAUAAUUCCUAAUCCAAACAAUCAUAUAAUCCAAAUCUUAUUUUAAUCAAGGCGUCAAAGCUGACCUUUUCUUAAUCUUACUCAGAUCAUCCCAUUUCGAAAUAGGAGGAAAGGUGAUAGACAAUCCAAAAUUUCAAACUUUUACAUCACCUUAAUUGAUAGUGACUAAAGAGGGUUCAUUUAAUCUUCCUCACAUAAAUGACCCUCUUCUUUGAUUUAUGCUCUAAAAUGAACACUACUACAGUGCUUUUCUUACAUCUUUUGACUAUUGCAAGUGCUCCUAGAAACAUUUUACAACAUCACGAUGUUGCUCACGCAAGAGCUCAUGCUCGAGCCGGUGCCCGAUGGGAUCUUUACCUCUUAUCCCUCAUCCGAUACCCAAUUUCCUUCUUGGAUGAUGGUUGAUGUUUUCUCAAACAAUAAUUCCGCCGUCGAAAACGAUGAAGCCUUGGGAACCCUUGGCAGAGUUGACGAGCCAACACCCACCGUUUCGCUUCCUGAAGAGCUAGUUCUGCCCUUUUCACCGGUUUGUAACUUUAUUGACCAAGUCAACGACGAUGGCUCCGGUAACGUUAAGCUUCUUGCUGAACAGAACUUGGAGAAAACACUUUUGGAUUUCAAACCACAAUUAAAGACUAAUCAAAUUGUAGCUGCUCAAUUAUGGUUUCCAACACAAAUUGUUAAGACAAAUGUUCUAAGAUCUUCACAGCACAAUAUACCUGGUUCAUGGACCGAUGAUAAACGGUUCAUGCUAGAUGUGACUGAGGGAUACUUGUGUGAAUCGUUAACCCGAGUUUAUUCCUGUGACAGAGAGACUAAAACCAGUAGCUCGUUUAGCAUCAUUGACACCCUUAUCCCGUACUUGUCUACUACGAAAGAGGUGACUUACCUCCUAAAUAGGCAAGUUUCGGUCUCUGCCUUUCAGCUUAGGCGCCCUCAAUGGGCGCCUAACUUGCAUGUAUACAAGUCUCAUCAUCGAAAUGGCCCGAAACCAAGUAUCACCAUGGAAAACUAUUUCAUUUGUGGAACUUUGGCAAUACCUGUGUUUUAUCCUUAUACCAAUCAAUGUGUUGGUGUUUAUGAACUUGUUAUUGCAUCUACCGAAAUUGACCUUGUUGUCGUUGAUAUAAUCUGCAAUCAUCUAAAGGCAAUAAACCUUCGCGCAGACACACAGUUUCACUACCAACCUCGGCAAAGAUUGCUAGCAGAGAUCUUGAAAGUGAUGACCAAAGUAUGCAAAGAUCAUGAUUUACCUCUAGCACAGACUUGGAUGCCUUGUACAUGUCCUGGUCGAAGCUGCAAUUCGCAGCAACUUUGCAUGUCGAAUGCAGAGUUGCCUUUUUACAUGAUAGACUCUUCCUAUUAUCCCUUUUGGAGAGCAGGCGCCAUGUAUCACAUGUCUGAAGGACAGGCGGUUGCAGGCACGACAUUUUCAUCAAAAGGAUUGUGUUUUUGUAGAGAUAUCACCCGGUUUCCUGACAACUUCGCCUUGGUGCCUUUGUCACGUAAAUUUAAGAUUAAUUGCUCCUUGGCUAUUUGCUUAGGGAGUGCAUACGCGAGCAACGAUGUCUAUAUCGUGCAAUUCUUUUGGCAAAGAACCUUGAAAAAUACGAUAGAAGAUGAUGAUCGAAAGGUCAUGGAUAUUACAGCCUCAAUGAAACAACAAUUUGAUAAAUUAAACCUGGUUUCGCCUACGUAUGAAGAGUUCGAGGCAGAAACGGAGAGAGUUAGUUAUCGUACAAAGCUCAUCAACGGUGAGGGUAACAGAGAUGAUUUUACAUUCUUACCGAGUACAAUGACAGGGAAAGAGAACACUAAAGUAGACAUGAUACAACCAGAGGAAAUCCCUUCAAAUAUUUUUAUUGAUCAAGAACACAAUUCAAUAAAUCUUGGAAUAAUUGAAGUUGUCGAAUGCAAAGUUACUAAACAAGCGAGGAAGAAAAGGUUCAAUUUGUCCAUGGAAGAUCUGGAGCCGUAUCUCAAAGGAACAAUAAAUGAUGCAGCCAACGACCUUGGAAUUUCAAAAUCCACCCUAAAGAGAAAAUGCAAGGGAUUGAAAAUCAAGAAUUGGCAAGAUGAGCGAAGGAAAAAGGGUAUUGGUGUUCCCGCAAGGAGGAAAAGAGCAACUAAGCGUAAUUUACUACAAGAGAUGGAACUCGUAGAAGAUGAUAUCUAAGAAGGUUUAGUGAGAAAAUAGCUAAUAAGGUUGUCCAUCUUUGGAAGGCAUGUGAUCAAUGAUCCAACUUUGUGGAGGAGCUGAUCUCUUAACAAGUCUCUGGUAUUUCCAUUUAUUUUGAAUGGGUGUACGUCUAAAUGUAUCAAUAAAUUUUUAUCGUAUUUAAUUGCAUAAUAGGUAUUGUAAGUUAUACUCCAAUGGAUUAUGUAGUGAAUUUAUGUAUGUAGAAGUGUGCUUAUGUUUUAUUUUUUCUUUUUUCGAAGAACCAAGAUUAAAGCAUUCUUAUGCUUUCCAAGAUUAAAAAGGGUGAGUGUAUUUCGUAAAUAACUAAUACCAAAUUAUACUUGUGAUAAUGUAUGUAAUUAUAUUUUUAUUUCGUUA